Molecule: messenger RNA, 2488 nt
Organism: Acyrthosiphon pisum (pea aphid)
Lineage: Eukaryota; Metazoa; Arthropoda; Insecta; Hemiptera; Aphididae
Product: growth arrest-specific protein 1
Exons: 3
Coding region: 458-1462 (334 amino acids)
Biological process (GO): regulation of cell cycle
Source: RefSeq, a predicted model, not a curated record
CGCACGCACUAGUUCGCCGCGUUUCGGAUUUUCGGAGCCAGUCGACAGUCGUCAGCCGUCGACCGUGUGCAUACACUGUGCGUAUCGCGCUCCGCGUCCACUAGAAUACAUUUUUCGUGUUUAUACAGUUCGAACGAUAAUAUUAUUAUUUGUGACAUUGCGUGAAAAAAUCAUUUUAAAAUCGCACGCCGUUCAUAACAUUAUUAAUAAUAUCAUUUCACCGGCCGAAUAAAAAAAUAUAUCUAAAAUCGCGUCGACGGUAUCCGCGUGCCGAGCGAGAAUAAUUAUAAGUAUAACAGUAUUAGUGCGAGCGUGGAAUUAAAUAUUAUAUCAUCGUUGACUUCUCACCAUUUGUCGUUGCCGUUAAUGAAAAAGAAUCCGUCGGAAUGAUAUCGAUAUAAUGACAGCGCACCAUCGUUCAAUUUGAUAAUAUUAUUUAACAGUACUGCGGGUGAAGAUGUCCGCCAUCUACGUCACUGUCACCAUGUCGAUGACAAUCGCUCUGCUGAUGUCGGGCAUGCUGGCAUCAUGCGGCGCUGAAGAACUGGUGGAUCUGGUGGACGCCGGCACCAAUGCCGUGGUCGACCACAGCCAGGUGAUGUGCGAGGACGUGCGAUUGAAGUGCGCGUUCGGCCCAGGCUGUUCGAUGGCGCUGCACAACUACUUCGCCAAGUGCGACAGGAUGCUCCAGGCGGACGCGACCACGUGCCCCGAAUCGUGUCUGUACGCGCUGGUCGCGCUCAUAUCCACUGAGGACGGCAAACGAAUGUUGGACUGCACGUGCCGGGACCGCUAUUGCGAGGAGAUGAAGGCCCGCGUGGAGGUGUGUCGGCCGUUUGUGAUCGAGGCGUCCAAGAACGAGACGGUGGUGCCAUGCGAGCUGGCCAAUUGGGUGUGCACGGUGGACCCGGUGUGCUCGGCGGCACUAGGCUACUAUCAAACGUAUUGCAGACGGAUGCUGAUCGGCGUGGCGUGCACGGAGCGGUGCCUUAACUCGGUGGAGAUACUCCAGCGUCAGGAGAAGGCGUCCAAGCUGAACCGGUGCAGGUGCACCGGAAAGUCGGCUGUUGACUGUCUGCGCCAGAAGGAGCGCAUGGUCAGGCUGUGCUACGGUGGCGAGGCAGAUCCGCGUCUCCAACAGCAACAGCAGCAGGGGGGCACUAGUGGCGGCGGCGGCGGCGGAGGAGGCAACAAGUCCGGCGGCCGGAAGAACCGUAAAAAGCACCGUCCCAAGAUGUUCGACAUGGACCCGGACCGGGCCGAAGUGGAAAUGAUGAUGGCUAACGCGGACUACCAGCCGGACGUCCGGAACAGGUACAACGCGACGGACGGCGUCAGUUGCGACGAAGACGAAUUCGACGACGAGGACGAGGACAACGAAGGGUCAUCGGGGGCAACGGCGGCUUUACUUCCGGUAACGCUGCUGGUGGUGGCUGCGUCCGCUUACCUAGUCUCGCGAUGAUGACCGCGGCCACUAUAUUCCGCGGCGCCAUGGAUCAAGGCGCGCGCCGGUACGUGCAACUUUUAUUAUUGUGGCCGUCCGGAACGCAUUUUUUUCCGUUUUUGUUAUAUAUACCUAAAUUUCUCAUUAUUUUUCGUGUUUUUUUUUCUAUCAUUAUUAUUUAUUCGUAGAUCGGAUCGACUGAAGCGUAGGGAUAAGCAUAGUAUAUUAUACAGUUCACGGGCGAGCUCUUUUAUAUAAUAUAAUCGGGCACUCGGGGUUCAAUAUUUUGCGGGGGCUUGUUUUCUAGGGAUUUAAAAAAAAAAUUGGGGGGUUCUUGUUGGGUAGAAAUUUAAUAAUACGGCACCAGAACGGCGCUUGUUAACUGAUAUAUCAGACUGAAAUCAAAUCGUUUAAAUCGAAUAAGCUCACGUUGAGAAUGAUCCCCAGCCUACGAUACAAUACACAUCAUACAUGAUAUGUGUUGUGCUGUCGAUUUGCAUGUUUCCUUUUUCGAGAAUAUCGCAUCAUCGUCAGUUCGCAUCUCUUAUGUAUAUCUAAAGAUUUUUUUUUGUUUCCGACCACGCGUUCAUCAAAAUCUAUAAAAGGAUUGUGAUUUUAAGACUUUUAGGUACAUAUAUUACAUAUAAUUCUAGGAGAUUAUAUUGCGUGUAUAAUAUUAUGUUAAUAUUAUAAUCGCGUUACAUUCAGCUGCGUAUAGUAUACAGUCAUGCAGUGUUUGUAUAAUAUUAUUGUAAUUUGUAUAUACCUAUAGUAUCUAAUAUAUAAUAAUAAUAUAAUAUGUUAAAAAAUAUAUUUUUAAAUCUGUGUGUGUGUGUAUAAUUUAUAUUAUUAUCGAUCGAUCACUAUUUGGUACAAAGUCGUUUUAUGUAUAGUUUAAUUGCCAUAUAUUAUGUUUUAUGUGUAUUGUUUUUUUUUUUUUUUUACUUUACGCUCCAUCGUCUGUUAUUAUUUUAUAUGUAAUUUGACAUUGUGAAAAAAAAAUACAUUUUUAUUUAGUCGAAGAAAAAAAUGUUUACCAACAAA